Messenger RNA from Tremella mesenterica DSM 1558, 2268 nucleotides. RefSeq lists its product as uncharacterized. The transcript has a single exon. The coding region runs from base 1 to 2268 and encodes 755 amino acids. The record is from RefSeq and is a predicted model, not a curated record. Lineage: Eukaryota; Fungi; Basidiomycota; Tremellomycetes; Tremellales; Tremellaceae.
AUGGGCGCACCAAGACGAUCUCAGCAAUCCGUGACUCUAGCGGAUAUCCGGGAGCAACUACCAGAAGAAAUGGACGAUGACACGCGAGCCACAUUGGAGUCCCUGUUUAAAGGUCCAUUGUCCAGGUCAGAACUGGGAAAAGGGAACCGAAAAUCGCUGGCGAACCGAGUCACAGCACAAAUGGCUUUGAAAAGUUUUGUGGAAACAGGGUACCUCAGCAAGGAUGUCUUUCCGCAGUCCAAACAUGAGCUGAUGUGUCCUGAACUGUGGGAUGCCCUGAACAACACCACACAGGUCAUGGAUACAGAAACCGCCCAACACUUUCUGACUAGUGUGAACACUUACACGAAAGCAGUGACCGAUCCUUGGAUGAAAGAGCUUCGAGACAAGCCACGAUCGCCCACUUCGCCCACGAGAAAACGUCGCCCACGAGAUAACCUUCAGUCCCGACCGAUCAAUCCCACUCCAGAUCGUCGCUCACGAGAAAGACUACAGUCGCAAGCGCCAAAUCUGGAUGUUACAACCAAUACUAUCCCACAGAUUCCUGAAACAUUCUCCGCUAAAGCUCAAAAUACAUGGUUAAAGUUGCUGACAGAGGGACCCCUCUCCACAAAUGUGCUCACGGACAAAGAUGCCCGUGUCGACAUAUCUAAAAAGUUGGAUAAAGUGGCCCGCAUGUUUGAAAAGCACAUUAAAUCAGGAAACCACCCGAGCACCUUUCAACUUGAAACAAGUCACCCAUUGCUGAACAAUUUGCACCCUGCAUUGUCCCAAAUGUAUACAGGUGAAGGAACAAUCACGAAAGAGCAGAUUGCAACUGCUGAAAGCUUCCUUCAGCAAGUGAAGACAUUUGUCAAUGAUCCAACUGAAUACCAACCUUCUUCCAAACUCCCUUCUGACCAAGACCUAUCAGAGAAGCCCUCACCACCCCGCAUCGUCCCGAUCAUACCACAACCUCCUGAGACCACAUUCGGCGCCCCUGUACCCAAAAAUUUGCUAUCUGCCAGCCGGGAUGAUCCUCAACAGAACACAGAGUGGCCGUUCACAUUCCCCUUGCCAUCAACUGCACCCCCAGACUCAAGGCCUCCAUGGGUUGACAUUGGUAAAAGAGUAAUAAAAAAUACAGAAAAAGUCGAUUUCCACACAAGAGAUUUUACAGGGACUAUACGCCAGGUAAACAAUCUUGCAGAGGCAUAUGUGACAGGUGGAGAGGCUUUUGAGAAGUGGAACACAGGAAACAGUGGCACCUUGCAGCGCUUAAAAGACGCCUUAGGCAAUCUUGGUCCAGUUACAGAAGAUAGUAAGAUGUUUGCAAGACAAAUAGCUGAGUUUUACAGGCUGCAUUUGACUGGAGGAGGUGAACUUCCAGCUCCUGCAGAUCAACAAACGAAAUUGGCGGAGACUCUUCCUGUCUUGAAAGAACCUCAGAGUCAAGAGCAACCUCUUUCCUCUGUUGUGCCUUCCGAGAUCAACACCACUCCUCCUCCAGUGGCAGACACGCAAGCUACGAGCAACUCAAAAGACACUCCUUCCGACCCAGCCCCACCAGUUCCUAAACACACUCCCAAUGCAGAGUCCACUGCUACAACUUUACCUCAUGUUGCCCCACCAGUCUCAAGUGAGAACAAAACAAAGGAGACCAGGCGCGGAGGGAAAACGCAAGACUCUAAAGCAGUGAGGACUGAUACUCAAAGACCCCCACCAAAGCAGCCUCAUAUUGACUGCACAGUCUGGAGCCCAGCCAAACGUGGGAAAGUAUUUCAGUCCUGUAGAACGGAGGCGACCUCCUAUUAUCCCAAAAACACGAAAACUAAAGUAUACCACCUCCAGGAUGCGGAAAAAGAAUGGGCCUGGAUGUGUGUGAAUCUUGGCGAGGGUGGUACACCACUUAGAUGUGACACGCAGCGUGUUGAUUGGAGGAAUAAAGGGACGGUGACAUUGACCCAGACGGUAUGGAAUCCAUUGGCUAAAGGGGAAGAAUCGAACUCGAAUUACGAGGAGUUCACGGACGGUAGGAACAGAGCAUGGAGGAAGGACAUCAGGAAGGAGAUCACAUACGGACCUGAUGGUCUCAAGAAAUUGACAGCUGACUUCCAAGUGAAUUCAGAGGUACCCCUGGAUGAUGUAGCUGCAAAUUUAGAGGCAUUGAAGGCAAACGGUUUCAAAGGACACUUUGCUCCGGAAUUUCCUGAGCUCGAUACCGAAGAGUUGUUGAAGGGGUGGAGAGAAGGAGUUUGGGAUAUCCAGAUCGAGACCACAGAGGCUUAG